GUUCCAUUUACACUUCACUAAAUAAACAAUUCGUUCAACACUAGGUACCCGAUUUCCACAUUGAUGCAAGUCAAAACCCAAGGCUGAAUAAAAUGGAGAGCCCUCACGAGCAUCAGCAGAAUCUUCUGCUAUCCCGUAUCAUCACCAACGUUGAGAAACUCAACGAGUCCAUCGUCGUCAUGAACAAGAGCCUUCAGGAGAUCAACAUCCAGAAUAUGAAUAUUGAGCUCGUCGCUCAGAUGUUCAAGAACUACCAGUCCAACGUGCUCUUUCAUCUAGAAGCUACGGAUAAUUUGAAAGAGCCUUCAUGAGAGGAAUGUUUUUAGCGGGUUAUAUUGAUAUGCUGCUAUGAACUCGAGCAAGAUAUCUGUAUUACAUAAGAAGCUUUCUGUCUACUUAUAGGGAGACUCGAUGUUAUACUCAUAAACUGACUAGGUAGUUAUCGAGCUUAAAACUCCUAAUAAUAAAAGCCCUCAUAGCAUAUUACCCGA
Molecule: messenger RNA, 491 nt
Organism: Daldinia decipiens
Lineage: Eukaryota; Fungi; Ascomycota; Sordariomycetes; Xylariales; Hypoxylaceae
Product: DASH complex, subunit Dad4
Exons: 4
Coding region: 93-311 (72 amino acids)
Biological process (GO): attachment of spindle microtubules to kinetochore
Cellular component (GO): DASH complex; mitotic spindle
Source: RefSeq, a predicted model, not a curated record